Messenger RNA from Perca fluviatilis (European perch), 2517 nucleotides. It is a transcript of the gene pcsk2, whose product is annotated as proprotein convertase subtilisin/kexin type 2. The transcript has 12 exons. The coding region runs from base 1 to 1926 and encodes 641 amino acids. Gene Ontology annotation, cellular component: Golgi membrane; trans-Golgi network. Gene Ontology annotation, molecular function: serine-type endopeptidase activity. Gene Ontology annotation, biological process: protein processing. The record is from RefSeq and is a predicted model, not a curated record. NCBI's taxonomy places the organism in Eukaryota, Metazoa, Chordata, Actinopteri, Perciformes, Percidae.
AUGCGUGGAUCUCCCCGACAUGGGACAGCUGUGGGAUUUAUAGUGCUGCUGAACGCGCUGCUGCUUGCGACGCAGGCUGCUGAAGGAGUCUUAACGGACCAUCUUCUGGUUCAGUUGCACGAGGACGCAAAGGAUGAGGCGCACCAACUUGCAACACAACAUGGGUUCCAGAGUGCCCGAAAGCUUCCCUUUGGAGAGGGGCUCUUUCACUUCUACCCUCAGGACACUACAAAGAGACGGAGCAAACGCAGCGCCCGUAGCAGACAGCGUCUCCAAAAAGACCGCAGGGUAAAGAAUGUCUUUGAGCAAGAGGGUUUUAGUCGUCAGAAGCGAGGCUACAGAGAUAUCAACGAUAUUGAAGUCAACAUGAGUGACCCUCUAUUCACCAAACAGUGGUAUCUGAUAAACACAGGCCAGGCAGACGGGACCCCUGGGCUGGAUCUUAAUGUGGCUGAAGCUUGGCAACUGGGCUACACAGGCAAAGGAGUUACCAUUGCAAUCAUGGACGAUGGCAUCGACUAUCUGCAUCCAGACCUGGCAUCAAAUUAUAAUGCCGAUGCCAGCUAUGACUUCAGCAGCAAUGACCCGUUCCCAUUUCCACGCUACACAGACGACUGGUUCAACAGUCACGGCACUCGAUGUGCUGGAGAGGUGUCUGCGGCAGCCAACAACAACAUCUGCGGUGUGGGAGUCGCCUACAACUCCAAGGUGGCAGGUAUAAGGAUGCUGGACCAGCCCUUUAUGACUGACAUCAUUGAGGCAUCAUCCAUCAGCCACAUGCCCCAGGUUAUUGACAUCUACAGCGCCAGCUGGGGACCAACUGAUGACGGAAAGACGGUGGAUGGACCACGUGAGCUCACACUGCAGGCUAUGGCUGACGGUGUCAACAAGGGGCGCGGAGGAAAAGGCAGCAUCUACGUGUGGGCAUCAGGAGAUGGUGGUAGCUAUGACGACUGCAACUGCGACGGUUAUGCCUCGAGCAUGUGGACAAUCUCCAUCAACUCAGCCAUCAAUGAUGGACGCACCGCCCUGUACGAUGAGAGCUGCUCUUCCACCCUGGCAUCCACGUUCAGCAAUGGACGCAAGAGGAACCCAGAGGCUGGCGUUGCCACGACAGACCUGUAUGGGAACUGCACGCUGCGUCACUCCGGAACAUCAGCAGCAGCUCCAGAGGCAGCUGGUGUCUUUGCUCUGGCGAUUGAGGCAAACCCUAACCUGACAUGGAGAGACAUGCAGCACCUGUCAGUCUUGACCUCCAAGAGGAACCAGCUCCAUGAUGAGGUCCACCAGUGGAGAAGGAAUGGCGUGGGUCUCGAGUUCAACCACCUAUUUGGUUACGGUGUUCUGGAUGCUGGGGGAAUGGUGAAAAUGGCCAAGGAAUGGAAAACUGUGCCUGAGCGUUUUCACUGUGUAGCUGGAUCCAUUCAGGAGGCCCAUAAAAUCCAGUCUGGCAACAAACUGGUGCUGGCCAUCACCGCUGACGCCUGUCAGGGGAAGGACAACUUUGUCCGCUACCUGGAGCAUGUUCAGGCGGUGGUCACUGUCAAUGCCAGCCGCCGCGGCGACCUCAACAUCAACAUGACCUCGCCCAUGGGCACAAAGUCAAUCCUGCUGAGCAGAAGGCCCCGUGAUGAUGACUCCAAGGUGGGCUUUGACAAAUGGCCCUUCAUGACCACCCACACCUGGGGCGAGGACCCCCGCGGGACCUGGGUCCUAGAGGUUGGCUUUCAGGGAGAGGAGCCACAGCGUGGAGCCCUGAAGGAGUGGACCCUCAUGCUGCAUGGAACACAAAGUGCCCCUUAUAUAGACCAGAUAGUACGUGAUUAUCAGUCCAAACUUGCUAUGUCCAAAAAGGAGGAGCUGGAGGAGGAGCUCGAUGAGGCUGUAGAGAGAAGUCUGAAGAGUUUGCUGAGUAAAAACCACUAAAUUCCCAUCUGCAUGUUGCCAAAUCUUUCACUUUCUCUUAUCUUUCUCCCUCUCUGCAAUCCCGCUCUAUCCUUCUCUAAAUCUGCUCAGUUCUUCUCACUCUCUUGUCAUCUUCCCUUCUGUCUACCUCUCUUCCCCUCUUCACUCUGCUUUUUGUUAUUAAGUGUUUCAAUUAGCACCCAACCUUAAAUGAAUGUUUCUUGUAAUCCAAUCAUGAUAAAAAAACAGUGUAAACAUUAUUAAUAUGUUCGACAUAGAGAAAGCAAACUAUAUGACUUUUUACACUCUACAGAAUUGUACAUAAAUCAAAUAGAAUCCACUCUUUCAUGCUCUUGCUUUAACUGGCCUGCUCCUCUCUUCUGCCAACUGUUGUACAGUUUGUGACUGUAAAUGAUUUUCUGUGUCAUUCUACUUAAAGUUUAAUAUCUUGCAAACAGUGACACUUCUUUCUGUUCAUAUUUUUAUGUGACAUGCACUGUUUAUAUAAACAAGGAAAGAAAUGUGUGAUUCAUUUUGCAGCCUGUGGUCCUCAGUUCCUAUUUCAUAAUCUUUGACGUAUGCUAUAAUAAAUCUAUUCAGCUGUUUAUUAAA